Cryptomeria japonica (Japanese cedar) is the source of this 815-nucleotide messenger RNA. RefSeq names its product SPX domain-containing protein 1. NCBI's taxonomy places the organism in Eukaryota, Viridiplantae, Streptophyta, Pinopsida, Cupressales, Cupressaceae. Gene Ontology annotation, biological process: cellular response to phosphate starvation. The record is from RefSeq and is a predicted model, not a curated record. Bases 51 to 764 code for a protein of 237 amino acids. The transcript is spliced from 3 exons.
UAAGUUUCAUCUGAACACCAGAAAAUUUGUAUGAGAGAAAGUUUUCAGAGAUGAAUUUUAAGAAAUGGCUUGAGCUCCUGCUGGAGAAAACCUUGCCAGAAUGGAGAGAUCAUUAUAUCUCUUACAGUCUUCUUAAGAAAAGAAUAAAACUUAUUGAAGCCAUUAAAAGUGAUAUAAUCACAGGAGAUUCAAAUCAAGUUUUCCUAAAUGGAUAUGAAGUGGGUUUCAUCAAUUUGCUCAAUCUGGAAUUAGAUAAGCUCAACAGAUUCAUGGAGGAGAAGAGUAGAGAUUGUCAUAUUCGUUUACAGAAACUCAAAGACAGGAUUGAAAAGAUUAAGAAUGGCUAUACCCAAGCUGCUGUAAUGUCUAGUCAUGAAAGAGAUGAAGUGAUUUUAGCUGGGAAAGAUCUAGUAAACCUUCAUGGAGAGUUGAUCCUUCUAGAGAAUUACAGUGUAUGGAAUUUCACAGGGCUAAGGAAAAUUCUGAAGAAGUACCAUAGAAGAGUUCAUGCUGUAAUGGGAGAUAAUUACAUUCACUGGGCCAAAUGUCAGCCAUUCUUUGCUAAUGAGUUUUUAUUAGAAAUUAUAAGUGAAUGCCAUGAAAUUCUGCAGUGCUUUCUCUGCAUGGUGCUUCCUCUGUAUGUUAAUGCAAUGGGAGAAAUGUUUCAGAAGGAGGUUGAGCAGAGUGUGUAUAAAAGUUCAAUGGCUGCUUUAGAAAUUCUGAAUGAGAUGACUAAAAUCAACUCUGCAUACAAUGAUGUAUGAAUUUUAAGUCCAUCUUGUGUGUAUAGAUGGACCCAUAUUUCAGAAUUUAAA